AUGUGGGACAUUUACUGUAUGACAUGCAAUGCCACGUUAGAUGGACAACCUGAUGGUGUACUUUGCCUUCAUUACCUCAUAGAUAGGAAUCAGCAGCGCUUACUUGCUGGAUAUUUGGAUGGUGCUGCAAAGAUUUGGGAUCCGGAGAAAGAAUGUUGUGUUAGUGCGGAUGGAGGGAUUGCAAAGAGUGUCAAUGCUCUUUGUUGGCACCCCGAACUUCGUGUAGUAAUUACAGGUUCACUUGAUGGCACAGUCCAAAUCUGGAAGUCCACUAAACCUGGAUACAGGCUUGAGAAUAUAAUUGGUUUCAACCUCGGUGCAGUUAACGCUAUUGGAUACAUACAAGGAUUAACAAG
Triticum dicoccoides is the source of this 356-nucleotide messenger RNA. RefSeq names its product coatomer subunit beta'-1-like. The annotation marks the transcript as partial. The transcript is spliced from 3 exons. NCBI's taxonomy places the organism in Eukaryota, Viridiplantae, Streptophyta, Magnoliopsida, Poales, Poaceae. The record is from RefSeq and is a predicted model, not a curated record. Gene Ontology annotation, cellular component: COPI vesicle coat. Gene Ontology annotation, molecular function: protein binding. Gene Ontology annotation, biological process: endoplasmic reticulum to Golgi vesicle-mediated transport; retrograde vesicle-mediated transport, Golgi to endoplasmic reticulum; intracellular protein transport.